AUUGAGUCAUGGAAAUUUUCAAAAGUUUCCAGAAAGAAAUUGAGAUUUUCAAUAAAAGUAAAGCCCAGGAAUCUUUUGGUGAGCUCAUAUACAGGGUAGGUUCCAAUUUGGCAGAUUGUUGCAUACAAUUCAACCAUGCUCACCUAAGCGCGUUGAAUAAUACCACCCACCACAAAAAAAAUGUCGCAUUCCGUCAGCUUCAUCAUCAAGAUCAUCUUCCUCUUCGUCUUACUAAUUAUACCAACAAGCUUCAAAAUAAUCUUGCUCAUAACUAUUAGGCCAUCACAUUUUCUCCAUGUACAUCCUUCUUAGAUUCAAGCACAGUGCCUGACCCCCACCAUGCAGCUGAAACACCUUUGUGUCAUUUUACCUGCAGAUUCUGCAGAGUUUAAGCAUCACCCACCAUCAAAAGUCAACCAAUCUUCCCAGGGAGAAACCAAGGUGAAGAAACAUCACAGGGCUUGUGGGGGUCAAGUUCUUGCCUUCUUUCGUUAUUCUCUAAGCAAAUUAUAUGGCACAAACUGUUCGAGGUUUUUCCACAAUGAAGUGGGGAAAGGGAAACAGGGCUCGGUCGUGCUGUUUCAUGACAUGGAUGGAGUACAACUCUCUGCCAAGAUUGGUGGGGACAGCCCAAGAAUCUUCGGCUUUGCUGAGCUUUUCAUAGGGUCUAAUGGUUUCAGUGAGGAUCAUGUUCUGGGAAGUGGAGGUUUUGGCAAAGUGUACAAGGCUGUUUUGCCCAGUGAUGGAACAGAAGUUGCUGUGAAAUGUUGCUUAGCAGAGAAAGGACAGCAAUUUGAGAAGACUUUUGCUGCUGAGUUAGCAGCUGUGGCCCAUCUUCGACACAAGAACCUUGUCAGGCUCAGGGGUUGGUGUGUUCAUGAAGAUCAGUUGUACCUUGUCUAUGAUUACAUGCCUAACCUCAGCCUUGACCGCGUACUCUUUCGCCGGCCUGAGAAUCCAGAUGCUGAGCCUCUUGGUUGGGGAAGGCGCGCGAAAAUUAUUAAAGGCUUGGCAGCUGCAUUAUACUAUCUUCAUGAGCAGCUAGAGACUCAGAUCAUUCAUAGGGAUGUGAAAACCAGCAAUGUGAUGCUUGACUCCCAAUAUAAUGCUCGGUUGGGUGACUUUGGCUUGGCAAGGUGGCUAGAACAUGAGCUUGAGUAUCAUCAAAGUAGGAAAACAUCAACCAAAAUCGACCCUUUCAGGUUGGCAGAGACAACAAGAAUUGGUGGCACAAUUGGGUACUUGCCCCCUGAGAGUUUCCAGAAAAAAAGCAUCGCCACUUCAAAAUCUGAUGUGUUCAGCUUUGGCAUAGUUGUGCUGGAAGUGGCAUCUGGAAGGAGAGCUAUUGACCUUGCGUACCCUGAUGAUAAGAUCAUUUUGCUUGACUUCGUCAGAAGGCUUUCUGAUGAGAGAAAGCUCCUAGCAGCAGGGGAUACUCGGCUUCCAGAUGGUUCUUACAAGCUUUCUGAGAUGGAACAUUUGCUUCACAUAGGCCUUCUUUGUACACUCCAUGAACCACAAUCAAGGCCUAGCAUGAAGUGGAUUGUAGAAGCACUUUCUGACGUUUCAAGGCCAUUGCCAGCUCUUCCUUCUUUCCAUUCCCACCCUCUAUAUAUUACUCUAUCAUCUCCAUCUGAUACAAGCCUUAGCAGCACAAAUGGCUCUAGCACUGUCACUGACAAUGUCAGCACAAUCACCAACUAUUCUUCAUCCAACUAUGUCACGGCAAAUGGGAGAACAAUAUACAUGACUGCAGAAGAUAGAAACAGUGGAAUCUCCUCUGCAAAGAGCAUGUAUCGCCACACAUCAUUUCCUGUGGUUGAAGCUCCAAGGGAAAUAUCAUACAAGGAGCUUGUCUUGGCUACAGAUCAUUUUUCAGAGUCAAGGAAGGUAGCUGAGCUAGACUUUGGAACUGCCUACCAUGGCAUCCUUGAGGAUCGUUACCAUGUCAUGGUGAAACGCCUUGGAAUGAAGACUUGCCCAGCACUGCGUGAAAGAUUCUCUAAUGAACUGCGAAAUCUAGCAAGACUUCGCCACCGGAAUCUGGUUCAGCUUCGAGGAUGGUGUACUGAGCAAGGGGAAAUGCUUGUUGUGUAUGAUUACUCCGCAGCAAGACUUCUCAGUCACCAUCUUCUGCAUCAUUAUAAUCAUAGAGAUGGGUGUUCUGUCCUGCACUGGCAUCAUAGAUACAAUAUAAUAAAAUCUCUAGCUUCUGGCAUUCUUUAUCUUCAUGAGGAAUGGGAAGAACAUGUAAUUCAUAGGAACAUCACUUCUUCAGCUGUGGUCCUUGAGCCGGAUAUGAACCCAAGACUCAGCAGUUUUGCCCUGGCUGAAUUUUUGACCCGGAAUGAGCAUGGCCAUCAUGUAAUCAAAGACACCAGCAAAUCAGUUCGAGGGAUUUUUGGCUACAUGUCACCGGAAUAUAUGGAAUCCGGUGAAGCUACCUCUGCAGCUGAUGUCUACAGUUUUGGUGUGGUGAUACUUGAAGUUAUCAGUGGACAGAUGGCAGUGGACUUUAGGCAGCCCGAGGUGCUAUUGGUGAAGAAGGUUCAUGAAUUUGAGACGAGAAAAAGACCACUGCAGGAUUUAGCAGACAUGAGGCUCAAUGGAGAGUACAAUUACAAAGAACUGAUGAGAUUGGUGAAGCUAGGAAUUGCAUGCACCCGGUCUGACCCGCAGUUAAGACCAAGCAUGAGACAAAUAGUAAGCAUCCUCGAUGGAAAUGACAGAUUGAUCGUGGAAAAAAACCAGAAAGAGAGCACGGAAGAAUGGAAACAAAGGAAUGCUUAUUCUUUGUCCUUGAUCAGGAGAAUCCAGGCUCUCGGAAUACGUUGAGAAUUUAUUCAACACAAUGAUGUAAAAUGUGUUUUAGGAGUUUGUAAACUUUGUAUUGAUUAAGCUUUUUCUUAUUCGUCA
Molecule: messenger RNA, 2916 nt
Organism: Prosopis cineraria
Lineage: Eukaryota; Viridiplantae; Streptophyta; Magnoliopsida; Fabales; Fabaceae
Product: receptor like protein kinase S.2
Exons: 1
Coding region: 340-2835 (831 amino acids)
Biological process (GO): protein phosphorylation
Cellular component (GO): plasma membrane
Molecular function (GO): ATP binding; protein kinase activity
Source: RefSeq, a predicted model, not a curated record